Molecule: messenger RNA, 1140 nt
Organism: Octopus bimaculoides (California two-spot octopus)
Lineage: Eukaryota; Metazoa; Mollusca; Cephalopoda; Octopoda; Octopodidae
Product: breakpoint cluster region protein
Biological process (GO): positive regulation of GTPase activity; signal transduction
Cellular component (GO): membrane
Molecular function (GO): GTPase activator activity
Source: RefSeq, a predicted model, not a curated record
AUUAUUUUCUAAAUCUAGGAAGCCUCUCUUGCACUCAUGCUCCCACAUUUGAAACUCACUCUAAUAACUACAGUCGACAAAAAAUAUUACCAUUUACUAUUUUUCUCGCGAGUUGAAUACCAAACUUGGAAAGACCUAAUCGAAAAUCAUGAUUACGCGUAUAUGGAUCUGGUGGCAUAUGAGAGUUGUAUAGCAAAUUACGGAAUAAUUCCAAGAUUGACUAGUCUGAGCAACGCAAAUAACCCGCUGAAUUUCUAUGAGGGGACCCUCGAUGUCUAUUUGCAUCAAAUGAGGGGGAUUGUAUUAGACACAGCAGACGUAUUUUUAACCUUGCAAGUCGACUACUUAGGCGGAUUUUUCUCCAGAGUUUUCACAAGUGACAUCACAAAAAUGAGCAGAGACCUAAUUUUUGAUCAGAAGUUUGAAAUAUCAUUGAACUGUUCUCAAACGUUGAGGAUCAACGCCUACAAACGUAACCCAAGCACAUUCCAGGAUUUCCAGUUUUUCGCUAUGGGUACAUUCGAACUCCACACAGCAUAUCUCAGCGAUCACUACUGCUUGGUUACCGUCCCGUUGAUACCAGCCGAUUCUAGACUAUACCUGGUCAUGUCAGUGCGAUUUUUCGCUCACGAAUUCAAAGAGAAACAGCGGACUAUGUUAGAUUCCUCUAACGACGAUGUUCUACGUAUGUGGCGCAUGCGUGGAAAAGUGUUCGGCCAAUGCAUAAAGGAUGUUUUGAAGCGUGAAGAGCGAAAGAUUCCCCUGAUUGUAACGAGCUGUAUUGAGGAAAUAGAACAAAGAGGUUUGGACACGUCAUUUAUUUACAUAAUGCGUGGAGAUGACACAAGAGUGAAUGAUCUAGUUGCCGUCUUUGAUAUUUGUAGCUUCACAGCAUCUCAUUACAUCAAACAGGCAAGAUACACACCUUACGACAUAGCAGAAGUACUGACGCGUUACCUGAGGUCUCUACCUUAUUCUAUUCUACUGUGUCCAAAUAAUUACCUGCCUGUGUUCACUUUAGAGGAUACUACUGUGAAGGUACGGAUGGUUGCCUUUCUCUUGACGAAUAUCCCGGAACCAGGUCGCACAGUGUUUUCUUAUUUAUUGGAUCACAUGGCAAAGUAAGAAUAACCACAGGAU